GCAGCCGCCCGCCUCUGUCACCAGGAGACAGUCCACUUAAAUGCAGCUCCAGGGUUGCGGGACCCCCACCAGAAUCACUACCCGUGUGAGGUGGCAAAUGCAACAUGCCCUCCAGCUUGGGGUGUCUACUUCUCUGUGGAAGUAUUGCACUAGCCCUGGGAAAUGCACAGAAAUUGCCAAAAGGUAAAAGGCCAAACCUGAAGGUCCACAUCAAUACCACAAGUGACUCCAUCCUCUUGAAGUUCCUGCGUCCGAGUCCUAAUGUAAAACUGGAAGGUUUUCUCCUGGGAUAUGGCAGUAACUUGUCACCAAACCAGUACUUCCCUCUUCCUGCCGAAGGGAAAUACACUGAGGCCAUAGUCGAUGCCGAGCCUAAAUAUCUGAUCGUCGUACGGCCCGCUCCUCCCCCCAGUCAAAAGAAGUCAUGCUCAGGUAAAAAACGAUCUCGCAAACCUCUCCAGCUGGUGGUUGGCACUCUGUCACCAAGCUCAGUCUUCCUGUCCUGGGGCUUCCUCAUUAACCCUCACCAUGAUUGGACAUUGCCAAGUCAGUGUCCCAAUGACAGAUACUACACAAUUCGCUACAGAGAAAAGGAUAAGGAAAAGAAAUGGAUUUUUCAACUCUGUCCAGCCACUGAAACAAUCGUGGAAAAUCUAAAGCCUGACACAGUUUAUGAAUUCGGAGUGAAAGACAAUGUAGAAGGUGGAAUUUGGAGUAAGAUUUUUAAUCACAAGACUAUUGUCGGAAGUAAAAGCAAAGUAAAUGGGAAAAUCCAAAGUACCUAUGACCAAGUCCACUCUGUGCCAGCGUAUGUCCCAAGAAAGCUAAUCCCAGUAACAAUCAUCAAGCAAGUGAUUCAGAAUGUUACACACAGGGCCUCAACUAAAUCUCCAGAUAAGACUCCCUAUGGAGGAACAAUACUGGUCCACCUUGUUAUCCCAGGACUUAAUGAAACCACCGUAAAACUUCCUACUUCGAUUAUGUUCGAGAUUUCAGAGGCAAUCAAGACACAGUUAGCUAAGAAUGAAACCUUGGCAUUGCCUGCUGAAUCUAAAACACCAGAGGUAGAAAAAAUUCCAGCACUGCCCAUAACAGUGACUCCUGAAUCAGUUCCAAGAACCACUAAGCCCACUGUGUCUAGUGCAUUAGACAUUUCAGAAACAACACUGGUUCUCAGGGGAAGGACCCCCGGAACAUCACAAACUAUUUUAAUACCUAGGUUUGAAUUGCCACUGAGCACUCUAGCUCCGAAAAGGCUUCCAGAAUUUCCUCAGGCAAAAACACCUUUCCCUUUUGAGAAAGCUGGGGGCACCUUGGCUUCAAGUGAAAAGCCAGGAAUUGUGCCUACAAGUAAAAUAUCUGAAGAUUCCAAAAUUCUACUGCCUCAAACUGCCACUUAUGAUGUUUUCUCAAGCCCUACAACAUCAGAUGAGCCUGAGAUAUCAGAGCCCCACACAGCAACAAGCCAUCCACUUCUGGACUCUGUCCCACCUAAAACUUCUAGAACUCUUGAACAGCCAAGGGCAACACUGGCUCCGAGUGAAACACCAUUUAUUUCUCAAAAACUGGAAAUCUUUACCAGUCCUGAAUUGCAGCCUACAACACCUGCUCCCCUGCAAACUACAUCUGUCCCUUCUACACCUAAACGACGCCUCAGGCCCAAACCACCAAGAACUAAGCCUGAAAGAACCACAAGUCCUGGAACAAUUACAUCUAAAAUUUCUAAAAGCCCUGAACCUAGACGGACAACAAUGGCUCCCAGUAAAACACAAUUUAUUUCUUUGAAACCUAAAAUCCCUCUCAGUCCAGAAGUGACAGACAGCAAACCUGCCCCAGAACCUGAGAUUCUCCUACCGUCACAGUCACCAAUAGUCUUAGAACCUGGAACGCUGGAAACUAAAUCUUCAACAACAACAUUAGCUCCACCAAAGACCAAACGGCCAGGUCGUCGUCCCCGCCCUAAAACUACACCUAGUCCAGAUGUGCCCAAGUCCAAACCUGCUCUGGAACCUGCAACGGUACCACCAGAACCCUUGGUGCCCACGAUUGAUUCAAAACCAGCAAAGCAAUUACUUUCUAAACCCACAGCAAAACCAGAUACGCCACCACCUACAUCCGUUUUUGAGCCUGUUACACCUGCGACCGAAGCGCCGUCCACAAGCAUAGUUCCUGCCACAGACAUUGAACCUGUAACUCUGAGAACUGAGGCUCCUCCGACAACAUUAGCUCCAAAAACAUCACAAAGAACAAGGACACGUCGCCCACGUCCACGUCCCAAACAUAAAACCACACCAAGACCCGAGACACCUCAGACCAAACUAGACUUUGAACCUAUUACUCCUGGGACAUCUUUAGCUCCAACAACUAAGAGACCCCGUCGUCCGCGUCCCAAACCUAAAACCACGCCCCAUCCAGAAGUACCUCAGACUAAACUGGUUCCUGCCACAAUCCCUGAACCAGUCAGUCUUAGGACCGAAGCUCCAGAAACAACAGUAGUUCCUGCUAUAGUCUUUGAACCAGUUACUCCUAUAAAAGAGGCUCCGGAGACAGCAUUCGUUCCUGUUACAGACCUUGAACCCGUCACUUUUCCACCUGAGACAUCUGGGACCACACUAGCUACUACCAAAACAUCAAAAAGACCUCGUCGUCCACGUCCCAGACCUAAAACCACACGAGGCCCUCAAGUACCUCAGACAAAACUGGUUCCUGCUACAACCCUUGAACCUGUCACUCUUAGAACAGAGGCCCCUGGAACAACAUUAGCUUCUAAAACAUCACAACAGACAAUUCAUCCACAUCCCAGACCAAAAACCACACCAAGUACUGAAGCUCCUGAGUCCAAACCAGUUCCUACUGCAGACUUUGAACCUGUUACAUUCAGAACUGAUGCUUGGGUAACAACAAAAGCUCCUAAAACAUCAAAACGGACCCGUCGUCCGCGUCCCAAACUUAAAACUACAACAACUCCUGAGGCACCUCAAACCAAACCGGUUCCCACUACAGAUCUUGAACCUGGUACUCUUAGAACUGAAGCUCCAGAAAUCGUGGUUCUUCCUACAGUCAUUGAACCUGUCACUCGUACAACCAAGGCUCCAGAAACAACAUUAGCUUAUAAAACAACACGAGUUCGACGUCCACGUCCCAGACCUAAAACCACAUCAAGCCCUGAAGCACCUCAGACCAAAUUGGUUUCUGCUACAAGCUUUGAACCUGUUAUUCAUAGCUCUGAAGCUCCAGAAGCAACAUCAGCUCCCCCUGAACUGCGAACUCUUAUUUUGAAGCCAGUGACAUCACCAAGCCUAGAAAUGACCCAAAGUCAGCCUGUUUCUGAAGUCCUGGAAUUGCUUACAUUUAGCACUGAGUCAUCAAAGGAAGCUAUAGCACCAACUGAAAUAGAUUAUGUCUAUUCCACCACCAAAGCACCACUCAGGCCAGAGGAGCCAGAGACAGAAGUUGUGGAAUCUAUUACACAUGUGUCUGAACCACCUGAGACCACGCUAGCUUCCAAGCAGAUACCACGAACUCCUCCCAAACCAAAAACAUCUCCACGUCCAAGAAUCCCACAAACACAAUCAGCUCCUAAGGUAUUCCAGCAUGUUACUCUGAAGCCAAAGACAUCACCAAGUCCAGAAGUGUCCUAUACGCCACCUGUUCCAAGAGAUGUGCUCCUUCCCCAUAAACCAGUCCCCGAAGUCUCUCAGAGCGAACCUGUUCUGCAACCUGUUACCUUUAGAAUCCAUCUGCCAGAGACAACUCUAGCUCCUUUAGAGACACGAGGCAGCCCUUUGAUUCCUAUGAUUUCACCAAGUACUAGUCAAGAGGAACUACAAACCACUCUUGAAACAGACCAGUCUACCCAAGAACUCUUCACAAUGAAAGUUCCACGAACGACUGAAUUGGCAAAGACAACUCAGGCACCACACAGAUUGUAUACUACUACUAUGAGGCCCAGAACACCUGACAAACCACACAUCAGACCUGUUCUGAAUAAGACAACUACAAGACCGAGCAGACCCAGACCCAGUGGGACACCCAGAGGGAAUGGAAUAGGAGCAGGGGUCAAGCAAGUCCCACUGCCAUCUGGUGCUGGUAGAAAUAUAUCAGUGGAUUCUUCUCACCCCACAAAAAAACCAGCCAUAAUCCCAGGUACUCGUCGCCCACCCCUGCCACCCAGACCCAUGCCCCCACGAAGAAAGCCUUUACCACCCAACAAUGUCACCGGAAAGCCAGGAAGUGCAGGAAUCAUUUCAUCAGGCCGAGUAACUUCCCCACCCUUGAGGGCAACACUCAGACCUACAGAAGCUCCCUUGGAGACAAUGGAGACAGAUAAAAAGCCACCGACAGUUCCUGCCUCAGAAGAAGAUCUUGAUAACAUGACUGACUUUAGCUCAAGUCCAACAAGAGAAACUGAUCCUCUUGGGAAGCCCAGAUUCAAAGGGCCUCACGUGCGGUAUAUCCAAAAGCCUGACAACAGCCCCUGCUCCAUCACCGACUCUGUCAAGAGAUUCCCCAAAGAGGAGGCCACAGAGGGGAAUGCCACCAGCCCACCGCAGAACCCACCCACCAACCUCACUGUGGUCACUGUGGAAGGGUGUCCGUCCUUCGUCAUCCUGGACUGGGAUAAGCCGCUCAAUGACACUGUCACAGAAUAUGAAGUUAUAUCCAGAGAAAAUGGAUCAUUCAGUGGGAAGAACAAGUCCAUCCAAACAACAAAUCAAACCUUCUCCACAGUAGAAAAUCUGAAACCAGACACAAGCUAUGAAUUCCAGGUGAAACCCAAAAACCCACUUGGUGAAGGGCCACCCAGCAACACAGUGGCGUUCAGUACUGAGUCAGCUGACCCAAGAGUGAGCGAGCCAGUUUCUGCAGGAAGAGAUGCCAUAUGGACCGAAAGGCCGUUUAACUCGGACUCUUACUCCGAGUGUAAGGGCAAACAGUACGUCAAAAGGACUUGGUAUAAGAAGUUCGUGGGGGUGCAACUAUGCAACUCGCUCAGAUACAAGAUUUACCUCAGUGACUCCCUCACAGGAAAAUUCUAUAACAUAGGCGAUCAGAGAGGCCAUGGGGAAGAUCACUGCCAGUUCGUGGACUCAUUUUUAGAUGGACGCACAGGACAGCAACUCUCUUCUGACCAGUUACCCACCAAAGAAGGCUAUUUCAGAGCAGUUCGUCAGGAACCAGUCCAAUUUGGAGAAAUCGGUGGUCACACUCAGAUCAACUAUGUCCAGUGGUAUGAAUGUGGGACCACAAUUCCCGGAAAAUGGUAGAUGCUGCAGUCACAUUCAAAAGUGCUUCCUGUUUCAUCGUUUCAAAAAAAUAAUUGGAAACAGUAUGGUAUUUGUCACAUACAUUUAAAGCUCUUUUGUUUACUAUGUAUAAAAGUCUAAAAUCUAAUAGCAAUAUUAGAUGUUUAUUAGAAAGAUUGCUAAGAAUAUUUAUCAGGUUUUACAAAGUCAUUUUAAGAAAGCAAGAUAUUGAUAUUAACAGAAUAACAUUUUUGGGGAAGCUGGCUCCCUGUUCAUGGUAUUUUAAGAGAUCAUUUGUAUAUUAUUUAUCACACUGUUGUAAUGAUGUUCUGAGAUACUUUUAUAACAAAAUUAACAUCAAAAAACUAAUAUACUUUAAAAAAAUAUUUACAUUUAUUGUGUAUUCUUCCUAUUGUUAAUUCCAUAAAUCUCUACUUGGCUUAACUUAUUAGAUCAAAUUAUCAUCAGCAUAUUAUAUCUGGGGAGAAAAGGUCCUAAUAUUCACAUGUUUAUUUAAACUGCAACCUUUUAGCAAUAGCUGAGUAACUUUUGAAGCAUUUAAACAGUUAGCCAUUCGUGCUAAUAUACAUUUCAUUAAUUAUCUACAAAUGAUUGCAAAGGUUGUUUGAAUCAGUAAAUUUCAGUUGAAAAUGGAAUUGAGAAUUUGAUAUAUCAUUUCAAAAAUAAGUAUUCUGUUCUUUCUCUACCCAUAAACAUGCUACAAUGUCUGAAUGUUCUUUGUCAAACUAUCCCUUUAAGCAGUUGUGUCGGUGCUGUUUUGAAUUCUAAUCAAGCUGUGUCCGAAGACUGCGGUGAAGUCUAAGCAUGAAAGGAAAAGCCGUGAUGAGAGGCCUACCGUUUUAUGACAUUUACUCUAUUUUUAACACAGACGAUCUCUAGGGAAUGAAUGUAUCAGAGGCUGUUUUCUUAAUUCUAACCACCUGUAAUGCAAAUCCGACAUUUCUUUCAAACAGUAUUUCUUCCUCCACUGGGGAGGAGACAGGAACGCCGCACUGGUGCCCUCAUUCUUAAAGGACCUUUCUGCGCUUACCUUUCAACAGGCUUCAGUUUUAUCAAUACUUCAUUUUAUAUUUUUCAAACAGUAUAAACUCUGCAAUAAAGAGAUGUAGUUUUUUUUAA
This is a messenger RNA of Dama dama (fallow deer), 6386 nucleotides long. It is a transcript of the gene ABI3BP, whose product is annotated as ABI family member 3 binding protein. Bases 105 to 5267 code for a protein of 1720 amino acids. The record is from RefSeq and is a predicted model, not a curated record. Gene Ontology annotation, molecular function: protein binding. NCBI's taxonomy places the organism in Eukaryota, Metazoa, Chordata, Mammalia, Artiodactyla, Cervidae. Gene Ontology annotation, biological process: positive regulation of cell-substrate adhesion; extracellular matrix organization. The transcript is spliced from 65 exons.